Messenger RNA from Pyrenophora tritici-repentis Pt-1C-BFP, 2010 nucleotides. RefSeq names its product ArsB, Na+-H+ antiporter NhaD and related arsenite permease. Gene Ontology annotation, cellular component: membrane. The record is from RefSeq and is a predicted model, not a curated record. Lineage: Eukaryota; Fungi; Ascomycota; Dothideomycetes; Pleosporales; Pleosporaceae. Gene Ontology annotation, biological process: transmembrane transport.
AUGUUUACUCAGCGUGCCACCGAGGAGACGGAGAGACCAGACCUUGAUACUAGCAAGAUCAAAGAAUGGCGUUCAAUAGUCACACUAAUAGUCUUUAUCCUAACGAACAUUAAUGUCUUGUUUCCUUUCCACAUACCCAUUUACGCUCCUAGGAUACUAUGGACUCUGUUCCUCAACACGUGCAGUGCAUUGCGCAUCAUCCCGCCAGCACAGCAUCCUACGCGAGUCCGGAAUGGCAAGCUUGGCGCCUUUGUGCGCUUCGACUUUCCCAUGAACUUCAUCACUGCUCCUCUGAUAGCCGACCUCUUCUUGCUUGCCAUUCUCGCUAUUGGCAAGAAGGAGGUAUCCGGAGGUACUCUCGGAGACCAGGGCAUCGUACCAUACGACAUCAUGCUCUUCUUCCUCUCCCUUGCUUACAUCGCCAUUUCCGUCGACGCCUCUGGUCUGAUUAGGUGGCUGGCCUUCAAGGUCUUGCAAAAGGGAGGCAAAGUCGGUCAUCGGCUUUUCUUCUACUUGUACGCCUUUUUCUUCUUGCUUACCAUGUGCAUUGGCAACGAUCCUAUCAUCUUGUCUGGUACCGCCUUUCUCUCAUACAUGACGCGUGUAUCGAGCAACAUCAAGCACCCGAGAGCAUGGAUUUUCACACAAUUCUCCGUCGCAAAUAUCGCCUCUGCAAUCCUGGUUUCGUCCAACCCUACGAAUCUUGUCUUGGCAGGCGCGUUCAAGAUCACCUUCAUCAAGUACACGGCAAACAUCAUCGUGCCAGUUCUGGUUACAGGUGUCGUACUGUAUCCUUUCUUGCUCUACAUCAUCUUCCACGACGAAUCUCUCAUUCCAUCUUCUAUCAAGAUGGAGGAUCUCCCAGAUGAACUCAAGAACAAGAAACCAGUCAACCCAAACAUCCCCUACGCCAAGGGUGCUCCGGAAGACAAUGAAAGAGAUCCUGAUGAGACCACUGAAGAAGAAAAGGUACAAGGACUCGAAGAGAUUCUGAAUCCCUUCCUCGACAAGAGCGGUGCAAUGUUCGGCGCAGCCAUCAUGGCAGCAACACUAGUGACCGUUCUCGCCAUCAACGCCGCAUCUCAAAGCUCGCACGAACGACCAGUCUUCUGGGUCACACUACCGGCUGCCACAAUCAUGCUAAUCUUCGACCUCACAAUGGGCUGGCGCAACCGCGAAGAGACGCGCAAGAUCGCGCACGAAGGACGCCAAAGAGCAGAAACCGCACAGGCCGAAAGAGAAGAAGCAAGACGCCGUUCCAUCGUCCAAGGCAGCCUAGACAUGCACACGCUAAACGAAAAACCACACUCCCUCUCCGAAGUACCCGCCCACAUCCUCCACACCAAAGCCCCCGAACCCACCCCAACCUCCUCCGACAGCGAGAAAUCCCCACACUCUCACAACAAACCCGAACCCACCACCCUCUCCACCCUCAUCACCAACCGCUACAAAUGGGCGCAGGAAACUUUCCCAACCACAAUGACAGUCUUCCACCACCUACCCCUUGCCCUCGUCCCCUUUGCCUUUUGCAUGUUCGUCCUCGUCCAGGCCCUCGUCACAAAAGGCUGGGUCCCCGUCUUCGCCCACGCCUGGGACCACUGGGUGGAGAAAACAGGCACCGUCGGCGCAAUCGGCGGCAUGGGCUUCGUAUCCGUUAUCCUGUGUAAUUUUGCCGGCACGAACAUCGGCACUACGAUUUUAAUCUCUAGGGUCGUGCAGGCGUGGCAGGAGAUUCAUGUUAGGAAUGGGAUUCCGAUUUCUGAUCGGACUUUUUGGGGCACCAUUUAUGCUAUGGCGAUUGGUGUCAACUAUGGCGCGUUUAGUUUGGCGUUUAGUGCGUCGUUGGCUGGAAUGCUGUGGCGCGAUAUUUUGGGUCGAAAACACAUUCGUGUUGGUGGAUUAGAGUUUGCACGCGUCAACCUUCCUAUUAUUGCGAUUACCAUGGUUGUUGGGCUUGUUGUGCUGGUUGCGGAGAUUUAUAUCAUGAGGACUGAUGCGCCGUAUAGCUAA